Exophiala xenobiotica is the source of this 336-nucleotide messenger RNA. RefSeq lists its product as uncharacterized. Bases 1 to 336 code for a protein of 111 amino acids. Lineage: Eukaryota; Fungi; Ascomycota; Eurotiomycetes; Chaetothyriales; Herpotrichiellaceae. The record is from RefSeq and is a predicted model, not a curated record. The transcript is spliced from 2 exons.
AUGGAUUUUGUGGUUCCACAAGUGACUAUUGCGCAGCUCCAGGCUGUCAACCAUCAUAUCGUCGUCAACAGCUUCCUCGUCUUCGUCACAGACGACGACAUCGAGCGCAUCAUCAACUUCUUCAUCGCCUUCUUCAUCGUCUUCUUCAUCAUCUUCUUCAUCAUCUUCUUCUUCAUCAACACAGACGACAACAUCGAGAACAUCGUCUUCCUCUUCCUCCUCCUCAUCCUCCUCCUCAUCAUCAUCCUCGUCACAGACGACUACAUCGACGACGUCGUCUUCAACAACUACUUCCUCGCCACAGACCACUUUAUCAACUUCCUCUUCUUCAUCUAG